Messenger RNA from Parastagonospora nodorum SN15, 3238 nucleotides. RefSeq lists its product as hypothetical. Bases 1 to 3015 code for a protein of 1004 amino acids. The transcript is spliced from 4 exons. The record is from RefSeq and is a predicted model, not a curated record. NCBI's taxonomy places the organism in Eukaryota, Fungi, Ascomycota, Dothideomycetes, Pleosporales, Phaeosphaeriaceae. Gene Ontology annotation, molecular function: metal ion binding.
AUGGUCGGGUCGGACCUGGAGUAUGACACGGAUAACAUCUCGCUCACCUCGACCGUAGAAAGCCAACAUGAUCAGAUUUACGACAUUAAACGCAUCCUUUCAGAAGGAUGGGGCAAGGACGAGCAAGGCGAGGACGUGAUGAAGUACCUCAUUGAAUGGGAAGGCUACCCUAUGAAAGAUUGCACAUGGGAGCCAGAGUACAAUCUCGAGGAGACAGGAUUGCUAACCCCUUGGGCAAAACAAAAAGCGCGCAUGGGUUCAAAGGCUUUCCAAAAGUUCACCGAGGACAACGAAGAUGCGUUCGAAAAAGCAUUUGAGAAACACAAGAGGCUCCAUGCCACCAGGAAGCAAAAGCGCGCCAAGAAACGUAACAGACCCAGACGCAACAAGCGGGUCGUCGAAGACAGCAGCAGCGAAGACGAUGUCACUGAAAGGCAGCAAAACCUGGCCGGUCAAGCCAAGUCCAAGUCAUCAGAAGCAGUCCCCACCCACAAUCAAGAAGUCUACAACAGUCUUUUUGUAGAUAGCCAGGACUCAAACCCCCUUGGACAGCCACCCACUUUAGAUCAACUCGAACGUGACUCUGCUGCUGAAGGCCCACCAGCGGCUCGUACACCAUUCAUAGAAUCCUCGACAGACGAUGGAGAUGACACAGCAUCAGACGACUCAUCAGAUUCUUUAUUGGCUGAGUUGGCCUCAAAGGCGAAGGGCCAGACCCGUUCAAAGUCACGAGGCAAAAAGGCAACAGGUCUUGCCAGCCCGAUACUGGCACCCACGCGUUCACGCCAAAAGGUCCCAAAACCUUCACCCCAGCCAGCAGCGCCAGCCGCAAAUCAGCCAACAGUAGAAGCCGCAGUACAGAAGCCAGCUAAACCUAAUCCCACACCUGCAACCACACCCGCAACCACAACAGUCUCCACCGGUGCUCGUAAAGCACAUGUCUCAGGAGUCCCACCGUCGUCGAGGAAGACUGGAACAGCUUCUAAGGCAGCUCCUCCGAUCAAAUUCACGAAUCAAAAGCAGGAGCCACAGAGGAGUAAAUGGGACACGAAGGGCGUACUGUAUAACAAAGCCCAUUUCAGGGCAAAGGCUGAACAACGGUCUCGUUACGAGGGCACACCUGAUCCCACCGUCCUCGAGUUCGUUGGUUCCGGUCCUCCUAAUCUGGUCAAACCGAAGCCAUCGCGUCCAGUUGAUGACCCUUACUCACGUCGUGAGACUGGGAAUCGUCGCGUGGAGUCAUCGGACGAAGAUGAGUCUACUGGAAGAGGUGGUCAUCAAUAUUUUGACCUCAUGCACGACUGGGAAAAGGAUAAACUCCCUCUAGUCUGUCCUGAAUGGAGACUUAGCAGCAAUUGCCCUUACACCGCCAGGAUCUGCAAAUAUCUGCACCGCAACAAAGACGGCAAUGGUCGUGACAUUGAAGUCGCUAAUAUUGACGGGAAGCUACCGCCGAAGAUGCGCAUACCGCCAGUGACAUGUUUCUACUGGAUGACAGGACCGCGUGGAUGUCGGAAAACUGAUGCGGAAUGCAAAUAUGCACACUACAACACGGGCUGGCUACCAAUCGAAAAUGACACUGCACCGAUACGCAUAGACCCUGACGAAAAACCCUUGAGUGAGCAGAGACAAGAAAUUGCGCGCCCCAGUGCAGGCCGGAUACCAAGCACUAAUCGCAACACCGGACCGAUCCCCACAGGGCCCAAAGAAGGACUACCGAGCGGGCAGAGACCAGUCGCUGGAUGGAAUGUAAAAAAGACCUGCUGGUACUGGGCUAAUGGAGGCUGCGAGAAAUCGGACGAAUUGUGCAGCUUCCACCACUACGAUACAGGCGUCGUUGCGGACUUGGGACGCAGACUCCCUACAAGUUUGGAGAUGAAACUCAAGAUUGAAAAGGUGCUGAAGACAGAUUUUUCGCAUAUGUUCCAAUGGAGCCAGGACGAGGGAGAGAAAAGUAUGCUCGAUCGCAAGGCGUUCCUUCUAUACCAUCCUGUCGAUAACCAGGAGGAACUUGAGCUCAUGACUCGCUGGCUUAUGCUACAUCAUGUAGAAGUGCGCAACGCUUAUUUUGAAGGUGCCUGGAGGCAGUACGCGCGCGAACACGUUGAGCAAAAGUCCAGCUCCGGUAUCUUGGUUGUCCGCGUAUGGUCGGUUGGAAGGCAGGAAGGCAUUGAGUAUGAUCCUGCUACAUCGCUCCCUCCGCCUGAGAAAUGCCAAGAGUGUAUAGAGUUGUUUCCAGCUGGGGGCUUUAUCUACAUCACCGAUGAUGUUUUCGAGGUCCGGCCUCGUCAGGCCUUGGAGAUUGUCAAGCUGUUCAUUGCGAAGAUCGAGAGUUUGCGCGAUCCCGAGUAUGCCCAAAACCCAUGGCAAGAGGUCGACAACAUCAAUCUGCACUGGCGUAUCUGCGUGCGUCCAGAGCUCAUGGAAUACCUCUUCGCAAAGUGUGAAGAGCAGGCGAAGGCACUGGAAGCCGGCGAAUCAGACGCGAUGGCUCGAGCUGAGCUCUACACACUUCUCAGUGACACCGAGUACAUUGAGCAAGACUCGCCCGUCCUGCCACUGAGUCAAAAAGCCGACAAGUUUCCCAUCAUGUCGGAACGUCGCGUCGUUGCUAAGAACGAGCCUAUCGAUUACUUCAACUCGCUCGCUCGCAGCCAUGAGAAGGCUAAUUUGCGCAUGAUCCGCUACUAUACGGCUCUACACAUGGACCUUCGCCGCGACUAUCGUCAUUUCUACAUUGUUCAUACUGACCCAUUCUCUACUCCUGCAAAACAAUGGCUGCGGGAAUGCUCCACCAUUACCGACGUUAUAAACCCCGAGAGGUGCAUACUGGAACUUUCAAAGGACGGGCAUGACGGCGAGGAACGAUGCUUUGACUUCUAUGAGAAGUACUUGAUGCCGACAAAAGACGAGACUGUACCUCUAACGCAGGUCAAACAGGUGACCCUCAUCCAGGAGGAGGAUGUAAUGGAAAGCCAGUCAUCGCUGGAAAGUGGCGAGAUAUGUUCAUCUUGACGAGACCAUCAGGAUCUCUCAGCAGAGUCAAGAGAUUGUGAGGCUUCAUCACUAUUCACUACAGGACAAAACAGCCCGAAAGAAGCAGCAACAUGCUCGGAUUAAAGUUAAAGGCGGCGUUGAACACUUUGCAGUAUACCCAAUGCAUUCAGAUAGCUUCAUGCAUCCGCUUCCCUUAAGAACAAACAAAAAGUACAAAUCAUGUCUACAGUAAGGACUCCAA